AUGGAAGCGGAUUUAAGAUGCAACGUCGUGCAAUGUCGUAAAGCUUUAAAUAAUGAAGACAUUAUAGUGGAAAUUUGUUCAAGAGCGUUAUCAUUUUGGACAUAUCAAACAACUCAAGAAGCUUGUUUUCAAGAAAUAAUGUACAAAAGUUUAGAAGAAAAGUAUACACAAUUGGAGAAACAAGUACAAGGAAUAAUGAGAGAUGCUCAAGUUGAAAUUACAACAUUAACAAAAGAUAUGGAACUUGAAAAACGGAAAAGUCAUGACUUAGCAGAACAGUUACAAGAAAAAGGAAGACAAUUUUCAAAACUACAGUCGAUGUAUGAUAAGUUAAAACGUCGAUCGUUAGUUCCAACGAUACAACAAACGAUAAAUAAUACUACUACUGGUAUCGGAAAUAUUGGUAUAGGAACAAGGCAAAGUGGUGUUCCUAUCCAACGUUUAUACGGAGAUAAUUUAAUGUCGAACAAUAAUAGAACGCAAACGUGGAACUCGGGAAAUGGUCAAGUUGUUUUUGGUGCUUAUAAAGAUGGAUCACUUACAGAUUCAGUAUCCAAAUUAAUUCCUGAAAAUCUUCAAAAAAAUAUUCAAGAGCAAUUACAGUUUUCAGGAAUCAAAGGAAAAUUAGGUGAAAUUCGACUAUUUUAUGGUAUUGGAGGAAGUGAAGAUAUUCCAAAAAAGAUAGCAGUGGUUGGAUUAGGAACUAAUAAAAACAAUAAUGAAGAAGAAUUCCAAGCUUUGGAAAGAGCACGUAAAGCGGCCGCAAUUGGGGUACGUUCUUUACGCGAAAUAGGAGCAAAAAAUAUUGGAGUUGAUGUGAUGACACAUGAACACGGUGCUGCUGAAGGUGCAACUCUUGGAUUGUAUAAUUUUGAUAGCUUAAAGUCUGAAAAAAAUCGCAAGUCACCAGUUAAUAUUGAACCAAUUGGUGUGUCAUUAGAAGAAUCCAAAUCUUCAAUAAAAGAAGAAUUAACAUGGAAUACCGGACUUAUUUAUGCAAUUGCUCAAAAUAAUGCACGCAAACUUGCUGAAACACCCGCAAACCAUAUGACGCCAACUCAUUUUGUGGAGGAAAUCAAAUCAUUAUUAAAAGAUAUUUCCAAUGUUGAAGUUAUUGUUCAUGAUAAAGAAUGGGUGAUAGAAAAUGGGAUGAAUUCUUUCUUAUCGGUAGCUAAAGGUUCUAAUGAACCAUUGAAAUUUUUAGAAAUUCAUUAUAAAGGCGGUGAAGAAGGAAAAAAGCCAUUAGCAUUGGUUGGUAAAGGAAUAACUUUUGAUUCUGGUGGAAUUUCACUUAAACCAUCAGCAAAAAUGGCAGAAAUGAAGGGAGAUAUGGGAGGUGCAGCAGCAGUCUCAUCAGCAUUUUAUGGUAUUGCUAAACUUGGUUUACCAAUAAAUGUUGUGGCAACUAUUCCGUUAUGUGAAAAUAUGCCUUCAGGUCGUGCAAUUAAACCUGGUGAUGUUGUUAAAGCUAUGAAUGGUAAAUCAAUUGAGAUUGAUAACACGGAUGCUGAAGGUCGUCUUAUUCUUGCUGAUGCAUUAUACUAUACUAGUUCUACGUUUAAACCUCAUAGUUUGAUUGAUAUAGCCACUUUAACUGGUGCAAUAUUUAUUUCAUUAGGAGAAAUUUAUUCUGCAGUAUUUACUAAUUCUAAAAAACUUUGGAGAAAAUUAUCAAAUGCUGGAAAAAUUACAAAUGACCCUUUUUGGCGUAUGCCUUUAAAUGAAGGAUAUAUUAAAUCUCUUAAAAAGUCUACAGUAGCAGAUUUGGUAAAUAUUGGUGAGAGAGGUGGAGGAUCAUGUAUAGCUGCAAUAUUUUUAAAAGAAUUUGUAAGUGGUUUGACUAUGACAACAGAAGGUGAAAAUAAUAAUGAAAAGGGAGAAGAAAAAGGAGAAGGAAGUAUAAGUAUUGAUAAGGAAUUAGGGGAUGCUGAUAAAGAGAAAAAGAUUCGUUAUGCUCAUAUUGACAUGGCAGGAGUUAUGAUAACUUCACAAGAUUCUGGAUAUGAUGUGAAAGGAAUGACUGGACGGCCAACUCGUUCUAUAAUUGAAUUCGCUAGGAACAUUUCUAAAGAUCAAGAUUUUCAAUAA
This is a messenger RNA of Diversispora eburnea, 2088 nucleotides long. The record is from the annotation of a GenBank genome assembly. NCBI's taxonomy places the organism in Eukaryota, Fungi, Glomeromycota, Glomeromycetes, Diversisporales, Diversisporaceae.